Messenger RNA from Dichomitus squalens LYAD-421 SS1, 1124 nucleotides. RefSeq lists its product as uncharacterized. The record is from RefSeq and is a predicted model, not a curated record. The coding region runs from base 183 to 1124 and encodes 313 amino acids. Lineage: Eukaryota; Fungi; Basidiomycota; Agaricomycetes; Polyporales; Polyporaceae. The transcript is spliced from 4 exons.
GCUAGGAUGGCUGACACUGUAGGGCCACACCUCAGCGCUGCCUCCAUAUAGGUAUCCAAUUCCCUCAGCUCAGCUGAGAACUCAUCCUUUUCGUCGCUUUCGCUGGUCGAUAUAACCCUCGUCACUUGCUCGCUUGGAACUGCUUUCUGUCAGCAUAUUCUGGUAGUCGUUCGCUUGUUGUUAUGUCUGCUCUUCUGGCUCUGGCAAUCCUUUCCGCGCGGGCGCUGGCCGCCCUCACCCCAACCGCUCCUGGUCCUGGUGACACUUUUGCGGCUGGCUCACCGUGCACGAUCAAAUGGGACGCCGACACCAGUGGGACGUGGACGAACGUUUCCAUCUAUCUCAUGACGGGUCCCAACAGCAAUAUGACGCGGCUUGUGACUGUAACCUCUGGUCUUGAUGGCACGGACACAAGUCUCUCUCCGUACAACUGGACCUGUCCUGAGGUCGACCCAUACUCCACCAUCUACUUCUACCAAUUCACUAAUGGAGAUGAUGCACAAGACUCCCAGUGGACGACUCGCUUUACGAUUACCUCAGAAUCGGGCGACAGCGUGGAGCCGGAGCAUCCUACACAGCCGGACGGCGACUCCGUGCCUUGGGGCGAAGGCCAUGUCUCGUCCGAAGACGACGACGAGUCGCCCAAGCACGGGCAUUCCAAAUCAACAUCCUCCACCAACGACACUCCACAGAGCGGCACGGACGACCAAGGUGACGGGACCGCCGACAUGUCGACUGAUGAUGACUCUCAAGACGGGCAAAGCAAGCACGUAGAGGAUGCAUCAACGUCACCCUUUGCCAAACCAUUUUCCGCUGUUACAUCUCUAGGUACUAAGUCCUUGCCAUCGCCCAAUCUGCCCACCAGACCUCCUAAGAGUGGCAGUAUCUCUAAGGAAGUCUCGUUCCCGACCAUCAGCUUGCCUAGAAAGGCACGUCCCCCUAUGCAAGUCAGUCCCUCUUCAGUCAGUCCUGCAAGUGGGACCUCGACGCGCUCGCAGAUGGGACCCGGCAUAUCAAACAUGGACAACAGCCUUCAGCUCGCCAGCGCGGGUUCCACCCAGCGAGGUCAGCGAUGGAAGGCGACUGCUACACUGUAUUGGUUGCUUGCUGCUAUGUUGCUGUAA